Messenger RNA from Pestalotiopsis fici W106-1, 1458 nucleotides. RefSeq lists its product as uncharacterized. The transcript has 3 exons. The record is from RefSeq and is a predicted model, not a curated record. Gene Ontology annotation, cellular component: periplasmic space. Bases 1 to 1458 code for a protein of 485 amino acids. Lineage: Eukaryota; Fungi; Ascomycota; Sordariomycetes; Amphisphaeriales; Sporocadaceae. Gene Ontology annotation, molecular function: lyase activity.
AUGUCCGUUCUUUUUAUACUUCUCACGUUUGUCUCGUUGAGUUUACAAUCUUUCAUUCACCCUGGACUUCUAGUAACCGAAGCCGACAUUACUAGAGCGUCCAACAACUUGAAUCGUGCCCCAUGGAAUACCUCCUACGCACAACUGACGGCUUGCAGCUGUGCAAGUACAGACUAUGAGCCCAGUCCGGUCAGUGCCGUGUACCGGGCGACAACCACCGAACGGGCCGCCAACACGAACUAUCUGUGGAAUGACGCUGCUGCUGCUUUCGCGCUGGCAUUGAGAUGGAAGCUGACGAAUAACGACUCAUACGCCGAGACCGCCUCGGGCAUUCUUACAGCCUGGGCUGCAAAGCUGGUAACAAUCGAUGACACAGAUGAUGGCUACCUGACAUCUGGAUUCCAGGGCCACGAGCUCGCUAAUGCAGCAGAGCUGCUCAGAGACUAUGCCCCCUUUGCAGAGGAUGGCCUUGAUGCAGUCAAGACAUUCAUGACUUCCGUGUUUCUCCCCAUGAACCUCGACUUCCUGAACCACAAACUUGGUUCCGAGCAUAAUGUCAAACAUUUCUUUGCCAAUUGGGAGCUGGGAAACUUGGCUUCGGCCAUGGCCAUUGCUGUGCUGACUGAGAACUCAACGGUCUGGGACUUUGCAAUCGAAUACUUCAAGUCGGGCUCCGGCAAUGGCAACAUCAAUAACGCCGUCACUGAUUUGCAUAUUGAUCCCGAUACGGGGUUGACCUUGGGUCAAGGUCAGGAGUCUGGCCGAGACCAAGGCCACUCGGCUCUAGACUGGCAGAUGCUUGGUGUCAUUGGCCAGCAAGCAUGGAACCAGGGCGUCGACCUGUUCAGUUAUAACAACAGCCGCAUUCUUCAAGGCGCUGAGUACUUUGCUCGUUAUAACCUGGGCCAUGACGUUCCUUUCAACAACUACACGAAUGGCAUCGUGUCGUUUGACUGCAUCAGCAAUGCUUCGCGUGGUAGCACGCGGCCGACCUGGGAGCUCUUCUAUAGCCAUUAUGUUCAGAUCAAGGGCAUGGAUGCACCAUGGACCACGGCGUACCUGAACUAUAGCUUGCACCAGUAUGGUGGAGUAGAACCAGGUGCUGGCCUUUCCGGGAGCACAUCCGGUGCCUUUGACGGCCUUGGAUGGGGAUCUCUCCUCUACCACCGCGACGACAAUGACACAACUGUGCCUAGCUACAGUGCUUCGCUCACCGCAUCGAGAACAAGCCGACAAAGUGCCCCGGCUACUACAAUAUCGACUACACAGUACUCAAACUCUUCAGUCGUCACGUUUUCCACAUCGGCUACAAGUCAAGAUGGUAUCACAACUGCUGCAAUAUCCACUGCGACGCACUUGUCGGCUCUAAGCCUGUCUCAGAGUGUGCCUCAAGCACAUCGUCACAAUACAGCCAUGCGCAUGGCUGUCAUGGCCAUCGCCAUAGCCACUCCUGAAUAG